Molecule: messenger RNA, 1350 nt
Organism: Drechmeria coniospora
Lineage: Eukaryota; Fungi; Ascomycota; Sordariomycetes; Hypocreales; Ophiocordycipitaceae
Exons: 2
Coding region: 1-1350 (449 amino acids)
Biological process (GO): regulation of DNA-templated transcription
Molecular function (GO): DNA-binding transcription factor activity
Source: RefSeq, a predicted model, not a curated record
AUGAUUCUGACAUCUCACAUUUUCCCUCCCCCCGUCCCAAGCCGCAACGUGGGACACCCCUGCCGACGCCUGCGGCACCCCAGCCGCUCUCGGUCCCCUGAACUGCGCGAACUGGCAUGCCGGGGGAAUGCGCUCCCUCUGCUUCCCGACGAGGCGCCGGCCCUUCACACGUGCGACCAAGUUACAUCAUCGUCGCCGCGACCGCACACCGACGGCAACCAACGAUGCUGGCCCGCCGCACAGCCUGCCCGCCGUCGCGCUCGCCCGCCGAGUCACGAUUUAUAUAAACCUGCCUCGCUCGCCGUCCCCCCCCUUGUGCUGCCCGGCGUGGGCUCUCGGUCCCGUCAUGGCUUCCGUCGUCGCCUGCCCCUCGCUGUCUUCCGGGCCUCCAACGCACCACCCGUCGUACCGCCUCGACGUCGCCCACGACGCGCAGAGGCGGGCCGCCAUCGCCACGACGAACGCACCAGCACCGUCCAGGACCAUGGGCCGCCCCGGCAGCCCGUCGCCGCCCACGACGACGCCGUCAACCAGGACGCCCAAGCCCCGCCACUCGCCGCGCUAGCCUCGCGGACCGUCUCCACCAUGACGCCGGCCCAGCUCGCACGAAAGCGCAUGCAGGAUCGCGAAGCCCAGCGUGCCAUCCGCUCCCGGACCCGCGACCACAUCGAGCGGCUCGAGAAGGAGAUCCGCGAGCUCCGCGUCGUCAUGGCGGCCAAGCCCGGCGCGAGCAACGAGGAUACCGUGCGGGAGCUCUGCCGCCGCAACGGCGUGCUGGAGGAGGAGCUGGCGAGGUUACGAGAGUAUCUGUCGGCCGGCAAGCUCGCGCCCGCCUACGCGCCGUCCGAUCUCGCCGUCGCGCACGCCAUGGCCGCCACGGCACCCUUCGACGCCGCCUGCACCUUCCCGACGGCCCUCGACGCUUCUCCCGUCUACGAAUACGACGCCCGCGCCGGAACCGGCUUCUACCCCGAACCUCCGACGGCGCCCCCGCCCCCGCCGAGCGCACGCAGCUCCCUCGGCCAAUGCGCCCCCGCCGCGCCGCGAUACGGCUUCCACGUGGGCGAGGCGGGCCCCUGGUCCGCGCCCGCUUUCGGCCCCGCCAUGGCCGUUCCCGAUCAGCCUUUCCAGCCGCCGCCAGCGAACGACGGCUCCUCCAACAUGACGGCCGCGGCGCCGACGCCGCUGUCGACGCCGAGGCCGACACACACUUGCACAUGCGCCGCGGCCUCGCCGGCAUGCCGUGACGGGGACGGGUACGCGAGCACCCAGUUUGGGGCACUUGAGGACGCCAAGGCAUGGGUCGCCGCCCCGACCCCCUUUGGCCAACCGAAGCACCACGCGGCAUGA